Messenger RNA from Fraxinus pennsylvanica, 1152 nucleotides. Lineage: Eukaryota; Viridiplantae; Streptophyta; Magnoliopsida; Lamiales; Oleaceae. The record is from the annotation of a GenBank genome assembly.
AUGUUUUCUAACAAUUCCUCAUCUAGCCCCAAUUCCACCAUCGAUGUAACCCCGUUAAUGGGGGAGCAUGUGUUUCGCACGCGCCACCGCUUUCUGCGCAGUCCGCCGAGCCUACGCACUGCGGCUCGCUUCCUCCGGCGCGCCAGCAGCCGGAACCCCACCAUGCGCGAGCCGUCUGUCCGAGUUCGCGAGGCUGCGGCCGAUCAACUCGAGGAGCGUCAGAGCGACUGGGCAUACUCUAAGCCUAUAGUAGUACUGGACCUAAUAUGGAACCUAGCGUUUGUGAUUGUUUCGAUUUCUGUGCUGAUCAUGAGCAGGAAAGAGUCUCCGUCUAUGCCUAUAAGGCUAUGGAUUGUUGGCUAUGCUCUUCAGUGCGUGCUACACAUGGCGUGUGUGUGUGUGGAGUAUAAGAAGAGGUAUGUGCAGCGGAAUCUCGAAGGAAGCUCGAGGGAUGGGGUUAGGUACAGUCGGAAUUACUCGAAUUCUAGCUCCGAAAGUGAUGAUGGAGAGGAUGAGGAUUAUGAUUCCGAGCGCCGGCAGGAUAACGAGGAAACUAGUGUCUUUAAACAUCUGGAGUCGGCAAAUACAGUGUUCUCGUUCAUUUGGUGGUUAUUUGGGUUCUAUUGGGUAUCUGCUGGUGGCCAAAGUUUGAGUCAUGACUCACCUCAACUUUACUGGCUUUGCAUUACAUUUCUGGCAUUCGAUGUGUUCUUUGUUGUUAUCUGCGUUGCAGUGGCAAGUGUCAUUGGAAUUGCUGUUUGCUGCUGUCUACCAUGUAUUAUUGCAAUAUUGUAUGCAGUGGCAGAUCAGGAAGGAGCAUCCAAGGAAGACAUUGAGAGACUUCCUAGAUACAAAUUUUGUAGAAUUGGUGAUUUCGAGAAACAAAAUGGUGAAAUUCAAGAAUCUUUUGGAGGAGUAAUGACUGAAUGCGAUACUGACUCUCCCACGGAGCAUGUUCUUCCUCUGGAAGAUGCUGAAUGCUGCAUUUGCCUUUGUGCCUACGAUGAUGGAAAUGAAUUGCGUGAACUACCUUGUCGUCAUCAUUUUCAUUGUACCUGUAUAGACAAGUGGCUGAGCAUCAAUGCUACCUGUCCUCUUUGCAAGCUCAAUAUACUGAGAAACGGCAGUCAGAGUGGUGCUGAAGAUGUAUAA